Messenger RNA from Vicugna pacos (alpaca), 642 nucleotides. The record is from RefSeq and is a predicted model, not a curated record. Lineage: Eukaryota; Metazoa; Chordata; Mammalia; Artiodactyla; Camelidae.
AUGAGAAAUGGUACAGUAACAACAUUCAUUCUGCUGGGACUCACAGAUGAUCCUGAGCUACAGGUGCUGAUUUUUAUCUUUCUAUUUAUCAACUACACACUGAGUAUAACUGGAAACCUAACGAUCGUCACACUCACAUUUGUGGAUUCCCAUCUUAAAACACCCAUGUACUUUUUCUUAAAAAAUUUCUCCUUCUUGGAGAUCUCACUCACAUCUUCUUGUAUCCCCAGAUACCUGUAUAGCAUAGCAACAGGUGACAAGGUCACUACUUAUAAUGCUUGUUUCAUCCAAGGGUUUAUCACCGACCUGUGUGGAAUAACAGAAUUCUAUCUGCUGGCUGCCAUGUCCUAUGACUGCUACGUGGCCAUCUGCAAACCUCUGCAUUAUGUGACCAUCAUGAGCAGCCAAGUCUGCAGGAUACUCAUCAUCUCUUCUUGGAUGGCUGGUCUCUGUAUUUUAAUCCCACCACUUAUCCUGGGUUUAAAUCUAAAAUUCUGUGACUCUAACAAGAUUGAUCAUUUUGGCUGUGAUGCAUUUCCCUUAGUGGAAAUCUCAUGUUCAGACACAUGGUUGAUGGAACACACCGUUAUAAUCUGUGCUCUGAAAUCAUUCCAAAAUUUUGAACAGAAUGUUAAGAAAUAA